This is a messenger RNA of Salvia miltiorrhiza (redroot sage), 462 nucleotides long. Its product is annotated as glycine-rich cell wall structural protein-like. The coding region runs from base 1 to 462 and encodes 153 amino acids. The transcript is spliced from 2 exons. NCBI's taxonomy places the organism in Eukaryota, Viridiplantae, Streptophyta, Magnoliopsida, Lamiales, Lamiaceae. The record is from RefSeq and is a predicted model, not a curated record.
AUGGUAGUGGCCAAGGUCAAGGUGGAGGUGGAGGUGGGGCUGAAGCUGAAGGUGGCAAUGAUAAAGGUCGAUAUAAGGGACGUGGAUCGGGAAGAGCCAGAGCAUAUGGGUCUGAUGGGCAAUGGCCGAAAGCUUGAGAAAGAAAUGCGUGGUGGAUUUGGUGUUGCAGUUAGCUUUGCUAGAGUUGGUGAUGGACUUGACGGACUAGAUCAGUCAAGUUCAGGUACUGGUAUUGCUACUGGUAGUGGCCAAGGUCAAGGUGGAGGUGGAGGUGGGGCUGAAGCUGAAGGUGGUAAUGAUAAAGGUCGAUAUAAGGGACGUGGAUCGGGAAGAGCCAGAGCAUAUGGGUCUGGUAACGGUGCCGGUGCCGGUAGGGGUACUGCUGUUGGUGUAGGUGUCGCCAGAGGUGGUAAGGGUCGUAGAUGUUAUAAGGGUAAAAAUUGUGAUAAAGGUCGCGAUUGA